AAGAUCAAACACCCCAAAUAAAAAAUAUUCAGAAAUGGAAAAAAGCCAAAGAUGUAACAAAGACACAAACACCAACAUUGGCUUUUGCCUUCUUCCUUCUGAACUCAUACAAAACAUUUUAUUCCACCUUUGUAUACCUGAGAUCAUCCGAAUGAAACUACUCAAUAAGUUUGUUCUAACCACAAUCUCUGACCAGAGUUUCAUCCGACAACUCAACGACGGAUCACAGAGAGACACGUGGAUCUUCGUCUACACGAGGCGUUGGCGUCGAGACAACGGUGUUCUCCACGGAUUCUCUGACCGAUCUGUACGGUGGUUCAAGAUUCCGGUGGCUGAAAUUUUGACCGGAGAGAUUUUCCCCGGCGAAGAUUUAUAUUUACUAACAGCUAGCGGUAACUUUCUUCUCUUUGCUUCUAAUACUCAUAGUGGAAUCAUAGCCGUUGAUUUGGUGGACAAGAGCGUUAGAAGAAUCAGCUCAUGCCCGUUAGGUCCACGUGGAACUUCGUCUUGGAGGCGAUCCGGUAUGAAGCUUGUGCCCGAUCCAUCUGAUCCAGGUCAUUUCCGGUUUAUGUUUGCUGAGAUGGUGAAUAACCGACCGGUUCUAUUUACUUAUCAUUCUAAUACAAACACGUGGCAUACUAAAGAAGCAGAAAAUCCGAAUAAUUUGGGUUUUAAGAAAAACAGUAGUAGUAAUGUAUUUUUAAGCUUAUCAAAUCGACCUCACGAGAGUAUCGUGAUGUGCGUGGACGAUGAGUCGAUGACAAAUCGGUUUCCGGCGAUUUUGAGACCGAGGAUAAACCAAGACGCGAUCAAGGAAUGUCCGUCAAGUGUGGGAUUCAGCAGGAACGAUCUGGAGAGUCAAUUGUUGCAUAUACAUGGAGAUGAAUACAAAGUGGUUAUUAGAUUAGACAAGAUAGAAUUAUCAAAGAUGAAGAAAAUGAAGAGUUUAGAGGUUUGGGAAAUAAGCUCGAAUGGUGAGAAGUGGGAGUUAGUGUCAAGAGCUCCAAGUGAAGUGAUCAGCAACAAGCCUUGUGGCGUGAUGAUGGGAUGCUUAGAGAGGAGAUUAGGGGUGAUUAGAGUGGCUCUAAUGACAAAUCAUGAGGGUUUGUGGAAUAUCAUUUGGUUGGAUUAUGAUAAAGUGAGGGAUAAGUGGGAAUGGGUCCCGCUAUCUCAUUGUAGAUUCUUGCAAGGAUCAAAUAUGGCCGGUAUUAGCUUCUCUUCUGGCCUCACUUUUUCUUUGUAACAUCACUUAAAAAGUUUAAUAUAAAUGUCGGUAUCAAUAAGCCGACCAUACGCUUUUUUUUUGUAUAUGAUUG
Messenger RNA from Eutrema salsugineum, 1316 nucleotides. RefSeq lists its product as uncharacterized. Lineage: Eukaryota; Viridiplantae; Streptophyta; Magnoliopsida; Brassicales; Brassicaceae. The transcript has a single exon. The record is from RefSeq and is a predicted model, not a curated record. The coding region runs from base 35 to 1243 and encodes 402 amino acids. Gene Ontology annotation, molecular function: protein binding.